Molecule: messenger RNA, 3761 nt
Organism: Filobasidium floriforme
Lineage: Eukaryota; Fungi; Basidiomycota; Tremellomycetes; Filobasidiales; Filobasidiaceae
Product: pre-mRNA splicing factor
Exons: 16
Coding region: 83-3679 (1198 amino acids)
Biological process (GO): mRNA splicing, via spliceosome; spliceosomal complex disassembly
Cellular component (GO): catalytic step 2 spliceosome; intracellular anatomical structure
Molecular function (GO): RNA binding; RNA helicase activity; ATP binding
Source: RefSeq, a predicted model, not a curated record
CCCCGUUGCAUCUACGUCUUGCUCGUAGUAUCGACCCCCAUAUAGUUACCUACCGAUCAGAUACCGAUAGACACCGGCCGCGAUGGACAAGGAACUCGAAGAGCUCGAGCUCUUGUCGCUCGUCAACAAGGUCUCGCAGGAGAUCUUCAACUUUACGGGGAGUGCCGAUCAGGACUUGGCCAAGUUUGUCAUCGCCCUCCAUCGGAAGAGCAAAAAGUUCGACGUCUUUCAGACCAAGAUGAAAGAGAUGGGAGCUCCCUUUCCCGAUUCCUUCGUCCAGAACCUCGACCGGAUUAUCCUUUCCAUGCAUCCCAAGUACAAGAAAAAGGCCAAGAAAGCCGCCGAGAUGACUGUAGGGGGCGAAGGCGCGCUGAAUGGCAAGGGCAAGGACAAGGACAUCGACCGGGUCGUGGACGAGGAGACGGAUCGGAGGGCGAGACUCUUCCCCGGGUUGGCUGUACCGGAUAGUAAUCUGAAGAGCCACGAACAGUUCUUGAAGGACGAGAGGAACGCGGGGCCGGUUUUGCCCGAUGUGGACGACCUGAUGAAAGAGCUCGAGGGGGUCGGGUCUAAACGCCGGACGGGAGGUGGGCAAGAGGACUUCAGGGGCGAUAAUGGGUACAAGCGACAACGCGUGGAAGAUGAUGGAUACGAUGGACGAGGGCGAGGGAGGAGUCCACCCCCCGGAGGUCGGCCUGACGGACGGGAUAACGGGUAUGGCACCCGACUAGGCGCAGGUGCGGGGGGUAAGAACGGGUACGAUGGACGAGGACGACAAGACGAUAAACCCAUCCUCUACAAGAUCUACAACGGCAGAGUGGCCAAUAUUAAGGAUUUCGGAUGUUUCGUCACCCUCGAAGGGAUCUCGGGGAGACAAGAAGGCAUGGUACAUAUCUCCAGUAUGGCGAGCAGCAGGGUGAACAGUCCCGCGGAUCUCGUCGCCAGGAAUCAGCCGGUAAAGGUCAAGGUGAUGAGUAUCGCCGGUAGCAAGGUCUCGUUGUCGAUGAAGGACGUCGAUCAGAGUACGGGAGCGGACUUGUCACCCCACCUUUACGUCAAGACGGACCAGGAGAUCGAAGAGGAAGAACGACGUCGAGCGGCCAGGCCACCGCCUGUGACGGGAGCCAACAGCGCGACGAUCCAUGUUGAUGAGCGGAAGGGUUCUGCCAAGCGAUUGUCCUCGCCGGAACGAUGGGAGAUCAAGCAGUUGAUCUCGUCCGGUGUCGUCAGUGCGGCUGAUUACCCGGAUCUUGACGAGGACAUCAACUCGACGACAGUGGCGGCCGAGGUGGAGGAGGAAUUGGAUAUCGAGGUCAACGAGAACGAGCCUGCAUUCUUGAGCGGUCAGACGAAGGUCACGCUCAACUUGUCGCCCGUCAAGGUCAUCAAGGCGCCCGACGGAUCGAUGAACCGAGCAGCGCUGGCGGGAGGAGCCUUGGCGAAAGAACGUCGUGAACUCCGUCAACAAGAGGCGAACGACGAGGCCGAUUCCGAGGCUAGGGAUUUCAGUCAACCUUGGUUGGAUCCCAUGGCACAGGCUGCGGACAAGGUGUUCGCCUCGGACCUGAGGGGCAACUUGAUGGGUGCAAAAGCGUUGGAGAAGCCGACUUGGCAGGCGGCGAACAAGGCGGUGACAUACGGAAAGAUCACCAGUCUCAGUAUUCAGGAUCAGAGGAAGAGCUUGCCGAUCUACAAGUUGAGGGAGCAGUUGAUGCAGGCCGUCCGGGAUAACCAAAUCUUGAUCGUCGUCGGUGAUACUGGAUCGGGAAAGACGACGCAGAUGACGCAGUACUUGGCAGAGGAAGGCUUCGCCGAGCGAGGAAAGAUCGGUUGUACCCAGCCUCGACGUGUCGCCGCCGUCUCGGUCGCCAAGCGCGUGGCUGAGGAAGUCGGUUGUCGAGUGGGAACCGAGGUUGGGUACACGAUCCGUUUCGAGGACUGCACGAGUCCCGAAACCAAGAUCAAGUACAUGACCGAUGGAAUGUUACAGCGUGAAUGUUUGGUGGACCCCGACAUGUCGCAAUAUUCGGUGAUCAUGUUGGACGAGGCGCACGAGCGUACCAUUGCGACGGAUGUGCUGUUCGGUCUGCUGAAGAAAUCGGUCAAGCGACGACCCGACCUGAAAAUCAUCAUUACUUCGGCCACCCUUGACGCCGAAAAGUUUGCUCGAUAUUUCUACGGUUGUCCCAUUUUCACUAUCCCCGGUCGAACAUUCCCCGUCGAAGUGCUCUAUACCAAGGAGCCCGAGAAUGACUAUCUCGACGCUUCGUUGAUCACUGUCAUGCAGAUCCAUCUUUCGGAACCGCCAGGCGAUAUUCUGCUCUUCUUGACGGGUCAAGAAGAGAUCGACACGGCGUGCGAAGUCUUAUACGAACGAAUGAAGGCGCUCGGUCCGCAAGUACCCGAAUUGAUGAUCUUGCCCAUCUACUCUGCACUGCCUUCAGAAAUGCAGUCGCGAAUCUUCGAUCCUACGCCUCCAGGAACGCGAAAAUGUGUUAUCGCCACGAACAUUGCCGAGACCAGUGUUACCAUCGACGGAAUCUACUACGUCAUCGACCCGGGUUUCUCAAAGCAGAACGCUUACGACCCGAAACUCGGUAUGGAUCAGCUGGUCGUGGUGCCAAUCUCACAAGCGCAGGCCAAGCAGCGAGCAGGUCGAGCAGGACGAACAGGACCAGGGAAGACCUACCGACUUUACACUGAGGUUGCCUUCCGAAACGAAAUGCUGCCGAGUCCCAUUCCUGAAAUUCAGCGACAGAACUUGUCUUCGACGAUUCUUACGCUCAAAGCGAUGGGAAUUAACGAUCUCAUUCACUUUGACUUUAUGGACCCGCCACCCGCACCGACACUGCUGACAGCGCUCGAGCAUCUCUAUGCGUUGUCGGCCCUGGACGAGGAAGGUCUGCUCACGCGUCUCGGAAGGAAGAUGGCCGACUUCCCCUUGGAUCCUGCUCUGUCCAAGACGUUGAUUGUCUCGGUCGACUAUGGAUGUUCGGAAGAAGCCUUGAGCAUCGUGGCGAUGUUGCAAGCCGAAGGCCAGGUCUUCUACCGACCCAAAGACAAGCAAGCGCAAGCAGAUGCGAAGAAGGCCAAGUUCCAUCAGCCAGAAGGCGACUUGCUCACCCUGCUCGCGGUUUACAACGGUUGGAAAGGGUCAAAGUUCAGCAACCCAUGGUGUUACGAGAACUAUAUCCAAGCUCGAUCGAUGCGAAGAGCCCAGGAUGUACGAAAACAGUUGCUCGGUAUCAUGGACCGAUACAAGCACGACAUUCUGUCUUGUGGAACCAACUAUAACCGUAUCCGUAUGGCCAUCACUUCAGGAUUCUUCCGUAACGCGGCCAAGAAGGAUCCGAACGAGGGGUACAAGACGCUGGUCGAGGGUACCCCAGUCUACAUGCAUCCCAGCUCGUCGCUUUUCCAGCGGCCGCCAGAGUGUGAGUGUAUUUACUAUUCGCUCAUUCUGACGACCAAGGAGUACAUGCACAAUAUCACUGCUAUCGAGCCCAAGUGGUUGACACAAGUCGCACCAAGUCUGUUCAAGGUCGCGGACCAAACGAGAAUAUCCAAGAUGAAGAGGGAAGAGCGGAUCCAGCCCUUGUUCAACAAAUACGAAAAACCCGACGAAUGGCGUAUCUCCAAGCAGAAGAGGGCCACCAGGAGUUCCCAAACUUUCGGUUAAGCAACGUUUUGUAUCCUUCUUGUUGUAUCAGAUUAUCACUUGCACCACGUAUCCCUAUCAUGCAGAAAUGUUGAUGCAUCUA